CCGGACGUGUCUCACAUUUUCGUGUGUCUCAUUUCGAAUUCCGCUUUUGAUCUGUUCGGUUGUGUGCCUCUGCGUGCGGCGUCGUUGUGAAAAAAAAGCCUAAUCAGAACAGUUUCGAAGAAGUACCAGAAUAGCCGAGAACCAUCACUCACUUUCCUUGAAAUCACAAAAUAUUAUCUUUUAUUCAUAUUUUUGAAAGAAUUCGAAGUGUCGCGAUUUGCUCCUUAAUUCCCAAAUCCUCUUUUGCCGGCGAAAAGAAAGAAACGGUAAACAACGCAGAGCAAAGCAAAAUGUGAAGAAUUGCCGAGCAUGGCGCCGCGUGUGUAGAAAGACGAAGACGAGAGGAGGGACGCACGGCAAGGGAGAGCGAAGAUAAACAAUAGAAAUACACACAAUUUUUGAUACUUAACGUUCUAAUUAAAAAAAAAAAAAAAAACUAAAAACUAAAAACUAAAAAUAAAAAAUAAAAAACUACAAUAACAUAAAACUCAGCUCAGGUACAAAAAAAAAAAAGAAAAACAAAAAGAAAUUUUUUAAAAACUACGGCAAAAAUAGACUGCAAACUAAAAACUAAACAACGGGAAUUUUUUUACAAGUAUUUUUGAUACCCACUAAGGUGUACCAAAUUUUUUAACCCACGGAAAUUUUUUAACUAAAAAAAAAGCAAUAACAAGAAAAGCAAUUUCUCCAAGGCAGUUAAAAAAUAAAUCUCUAAAAAAUAAUCAUUUACAAGAAAGCUAAAGAAAAACCAGAACAAUUUACAAAAAAACUUUUCGAAAAUAUUACAAUUUUUUAAAAAGAAAUCUGGAAGAAUUCUUCACUGGAAGAAUUCUACAAAUCAAGCCAUUAUAGACCAUAAAUUAAAGAAAACAAAUUAAAAAUUAAACAUUUCGAGCAAUGCUUAUUCGAAAUAGCAACUGAUUCCACGAGGUUGUGUUCUUUUUGAGAUACAAGUUGAGAUCCAAAACCGAAAAUAAAUAAGAAUCCAAUUUAUGGCUCCGCGUCGCAACAAUAAUAUCAGCAGCAGCAGCAGCAGCGGAAACUCCACACAGCAGCAGCAGCAGCAUCACCAACAGCAGCAGCAGCUCCACUCGCGGCAGCAACAGUUGCGCCAACACUUGCAUCAGCAGCAGCAGCAGCAGCAGUCGGCGCAGCAGCAGGAACUUCAUCCGCAGCAGGAGUACAUGUCCUUGCUGAUGUCCACCCUGCUGGUCAACGGGGGUGGUGGUGGUGGUGGGGGCGUGGUUCGGUGCUGCCUGCCCAGCGGCGAGUGCCGGAAGAUCGACUCCCUGAUCCCCCUAACGGAGAUGUCCUUGACGGAGUGCGUCCGUGUCCUGUGCAACAACGAGAACUGCAAUGCCGGGCAGUUCAUGCACCGGGAGUGCUUCGAUGUGUGGGAGGCGGGUGUCCUGCAGACGCUGAAGGCUAGUGGCCGAGCCAGAUCCUGGUCGGAGCGGCAACGCGCCCAGCACCUGUGGACCAAGAAGGGCUACGAGUUGGUCCACAAGGCCUGCAGCUGCAAGUGUGGGCGUGGGCAGCUGCGCAAGGACCUCGACUGGGUGGCUCCGGAAAGGGUCUACCUGAACGGGAAUGGGAACGGGAAUCGGGGGGGCAACAACAUAAAUGGCAACAUCAGCGAGGACGAUGACAAAAAGAAGGCCAAGAAGAAGAGGAACCGCAACAACAACAACAAUCAAGGAUCACAGAAGACUCCUCUAAGCAAUAAUAACGGUAAUACUUAUGCAGGACUCACGCCGAAUCCCAAUGUGGGAGUGAUUGGAUCAGGACUCCCCCACAACAACAACAACAACACUAGCAACUCCAAUAACUCCUCGGAGAUCCUGCAACCGAGUGUGGUGGCCACUCUGAGCAACAUCCUGAAUCCGAACAAUGUCCUGGGCCUGGACUUGCGCGCUCGUGCCGGCAGUCUCUCGUCCAGUGGUGCCGGAAGUGGCUCCACUUCCCCCUCGGCUUACCAGUCCAGCGGAGAGAUCUCAGUGUCCCCCGUGCAGCAACUCUUGCAACAGCAGCCGCCGCAGCAGCAGCAGCAGCAACAGUCCCUGCUGAUGCAACCUCUUGGCCCGAUCUUCGAAAGCGAUGUGAUGUCGAAUGGGCUGGGACUAUCGAAGAAUCUACUGAUCGCCCCGCUGCCGCCCAACCUGCCCGCCCUGGCCAAUGUCAGCAACUUCAAGCCCCUGGCCAGCUACGAGCAGCAGCAGCUGGUGCAGCAGCAGAAGAACAAGGAGGUCGAACUCUAUUCCGAGCAAGUCCGCUCAACAUCUGGUUGCAAUGGGAUCUUCUCACGUCGCCUGGACUUUUCCUCGUUCAAUAUGCUGCCAAAGACGCGUUUAAAUUCUUAUCAAGUCAAGAUCGAGGACGAGGGCAACCAUGGCAAUGACGAGACACGCCUCUUCAUACUUUCCUCCCUGGCCCAGUCGCAGAUGAGCCGGGUGGCCUGCAUUUUGUGUGAGGAGCCGCUACUCGUUUUCGAUCGCUAUCCAUUGGUCGAUGGCUCCUUUUUCCUGAGUCCCAAGCAGCAUUCCAGCGGCUGCAUUGAGGUUAAAUACGAGGGACGCACUCUCUACUUGACCUGUGUUUGCAUGAGUUGCCUGGAUGGAACCUCCAGCAGUCGCGUCAUCAACUGCAGAUUCUGCAAAGAGCCAUGGGAUGGCUCCAGCCUGGUCUUGGGCACCAUGUAUGCUUAUGAUAUUUUUGCGGCCAUGCCCUGUUGCGCCGAAAGGUUCAAGUGCAAUAACUGCUUCAAAAUGCUGAUGCAUCCGCAGCAGCGUCUGAGCUUCUACAGUGAUUACUCGCACGGAGUAACCUGUCCCUACUGCAACACCCAGGACACUCAUUUCGUUAAGCCGCUGAGCUUCUGCUACGCCAAGAGCCCGGCGAACCGGCUGCCGACCCUCGCAUAACAUGAGGCCCCGUUGGAGUCGCCCGCUAACGGUACUGGUACCGCCAAUCCCACCCAGGGACAGGUGCCAGGCGCCCAGGGCACUCCAACGGCCUCAAAUGGUUCCAAUAGUUGCAACAGCAACGGCAGCUCGUCAGCGAUUUCCAAGCAACCGAAGCAAGCUCUGUACAAUGCCGCCAUCGAUUAUUCGGCACCCUUGCAGCAGGCGAUUAAUCCGGACUUGAUUGGAGCUCAUCCGCAUGCCCAGCAGCAUCAGCAGCAGGUGCGACAGCAACAACAGCAGCCGACACAGCAGCAGCAACAGCAACAACCACAGCAGCAGCAGCAGCAACCACAACAACAGCAGCAACCUGUGGUUUUCCAGAGAACCAUAAGCAGCAACUUUCAACAACAGCCGCUUAAAACCAUAAACAUGAUGACCAUGGCGGAUGUGAUGGGCAAGUAUCAACAGCAGCAGCAACAUCAGCAGCAACCGCAGCAGCAGCAUCAGUCGCAACAACAGCAGCAGCAACAGCAACCACGCCAUCAGCAACAGCAGCAUCCUGGCCAGCAGAAAGGACUAGAGAGCCUUUUAUUGACCAACAGCAACACAAACACAAACAUGAACAGCAGCAGCAGCAGCAGCAGUAUUAGUAACUUAAUCAUUAGCCAUAAUUCAGCAGCCAACGGCGGCAAUCAGGGCGGCAGCAAGCAGCAGAUGCAAACCAACUGGCUGGCCAACCAAACCGAUGCCAUCUCGGCCCUGUGGGGCUGCUCCAGCAGCAGCAGUGGCUGCUCCUCCGGCAGCGGAUCACAGCCAUCGCUGAGUCCCACGGCCAGUAGUCAUGGCAACGACAGUUCCAAAAUGAUGUUGUGGGCGGCCCAGAGCUCCCCGCAGGGAUUUAAGGAGUUGCAAGUGCAACAGUCACAUCAGCAACAUCAGCAGUUGCAGCCGCAGCAUGCCGCCUCGCCGACAGCCUCGCUGACCAGCACCAGCUCAUCCUCGAACGGAUGGAGUGCAGCCUCGAAUUACGGUAAGCUGCCGGGUAAUAUUUGGGAGCUGCCCGGAGCUGGUGUCGCUGGAUCUGGGCAAAGGAUGCCGGCCGGGCACGACAUCUUCACCGAUCUCCUGUGCAACCUGAGCAUCAGUCAUCAGGACAACAAUAGCCAACAGAGCAAGGCCAAUGCAGACGCCUCAUCGGACGUCAGUUCGAAUUCCUCCUCGUCGGCUGGCGAGCUACUCGAAGCGGCCAACAUCUGGGGGCGACCACUUUACGGAAAUAAUCUGUAUGCCGAGGAAGCCACCGGUGGAGCUGCAGCCUGUAUGCAGCUCUUCAACGACUAUCUCAACAUGAAUUAAGCGUAAAGAAAAAAAGGAUGUUUAAGGACCUGCAGCAUUUGUUACUCUAGCUAAAUUUUAAAAUCACAAACUAAAAACGAAAGAGAGUAAGCAGGGAAUUUGAUACCAAGCUGAUAUAUAUCCAGAGAAUGCUUGUAUUUAGAUUUAAAACCACCAUUUGAUUCUAAUUCAACAAAAAUAACACAAAAAACAGACUCACACACAACCACACACACAUAACCACACACACAUACACAUCUACACCGAGAAGAAAAAAACAAUGCAAACUAAAAAAAAAAUUUCUUGUUAUUUUGUUGAGUUUUUUUUUUUAGUUUUUUGUUUAAACAUCUUACCCAAACAAAAGCAAUUUUUAGUUUUUAUUUUAAAGAAAUUUUUUUUAUACAUUUUACCAAAAAAAAAAACAACAAAGUGAAACGUAAAAGCAAAAAAAAAGGGAAAAUAAGUAAAAUAAGGACUAAAGAAGGAGAGAUAAACAAAAAAAAAAAAAGGAAACGGAAACAUUUACAUCACGAAGAGGGAAAAUUUUAUUUAGCGAAAAUUGAAGGCAGGGCAUUAAAAUGUUUCAAAAAAAAGAAAUUAAAUCAUGAUAAUUGCUGUGCUGCUCAAUAAAAUAACACAAAACGAUGAUAAAAGUUAGGAGACGAAGGAGUAGAGUACACGAGUGUUACGAGGGAGAAUUUGAAACAUUUGCUACAAUUUAUGAAACGUAAAAUUACGAAAACCUAAAAAAAAAACCUAAAUUUAAACAAAACAUAAUCGAUAAGUUGCACAUCUUUACCUAAGCGAUUGGUAAUUAUUCCUAGUUUUAGUAAGCGAAACGAGAACCUCUAGAGCCGAUUAAGAUUCUCUCUUCAAACACCAAGUUCAGUGAGGUCCUUACAAAAAAUGCACAUUGCAACAGACCGACCAACCAACCAAACAACCAACCAUCCACCCACCCAACCACCCACUCGCCAAAUAGCAGCCAGGCGGCACAUGCAACAAGGUCCUUGAGUUACCCCAUUGAACCCCUUUUAAAAAUAUUGUAUUUCCGGAAGACUAACCCCACCCACGCCCCCUAUCACUCUCUCUCUCUCUAUCUCUCUAAAUUAUAAGUCCCCCUUAAAAUUUAAACAAAAAAUUACAAAAUAAAACAACUUUCGGCGCAGCGUGAUCAAUAAUUAGUAAGUGUAAGCAUAGGUUAUAACGAUCAUCUUUGUAUAUGUUUAGGGUUUCUUCUCUUUGGCGUAAAAUAGUAGAGCAGCCGUAUGUGAUGGAUCUCUAAAGGUAGAGUGACUGCCCCCACUGACUGCACCAUUCAUAUUCAUGCAACAGGUGGGGGCACGCACUGUCAAUAGGUUUAGUAGGCUUAAGGUCGAGUCUUUCGAAAUUUAACAAAAGGUUUGCAUGCAAACGUCCAACAAUUUAUAGAGCGGUUCAAUGAUUCCUGUUUUGAUUUUAUUCCGUGCUUAGAAAAGUCACCAUGGGCCCCACCCCUCACCUUCCCAGUAAUCUCUUUUUUUGCGUCCCUUCUCGAAAAUGUGAAAUUUCGAUCGAAUUGAAAUUAAAAACCCCUUCGGAUAUAAACCCUGUGAAUGUUUUUGAUAAAAUUGAAAAUUAAAACCAACUUGAUAUUGACCCCCAUCUGUGAAAGAAAAUCGUAUGAACAGCAUUAUCUGUGUUUGAUUUUUUCCACUUCCCAGAUUUAUUUCUCAACUCCCACAUUUUUUUUGAUUCUUUUUCAAAAUCUGUGAAAUUUUUAAUCAAAUUAAAACCCCCUCGAUAUGACACCCAGCUGUGACAGGAAGUUUAGGCAUCCUAAACGCUAAAAAGAAUUCCAAAAUCUGUGUUAGAUUUUCAUAUUCUUUUUCUUUUGAUUUCCCUUUCCUCAACUCUGUGAAAUUUUCAUGAAAUUGAAAGAAAACCCCCCUGAUAUGACCCCAAUCUGUGAGAAAAUGUUAGGCAGCCUACAUUUAAAAAUGGAUCAGCCAUAAACUGUGUUAGGUUAUACCUACCCCUCCGUUCGAUACGAACCCUAAAAAUUAUUAUCCCCUAAGUUUCGUCAAAUCAUCUGUGAAAAGAAUGUGUUUUAUUUUCCCCAAAGGAUUGUUUCAAAUCUGGAAGACAAAACACUCAAUUAAACCUUCACUGUGAGAGUGUUCGAAACGGACGAAAUUUUCUUGGAAAAUUAUAAAACAAACCCUCCCCCCCUAAAAUUGUGACUAGGCCAGGCCCAAAAAAUACCCAACCGUGAAUCCCUGUUAAAAACAAACAUUUUCUGAAAAUGUCUAAAAUUCGAUCCCCACACCAAAAUUGCCUCCAAAAAGAAGACAGCCAAACUGUGACUUCCCCCAAAAAAUUUCGAAAACACUGUGUUUGCGUUCGGUAGGAACAAAAUUUUGAGAAAAAUUUUAAAAACCCGAAAGCAUCUGUGAAUGCGAUUAUCUCUUUCAUUUCCGAAUUAUUAUUUAUUAACUUUCUCAAAAGUGUGAUAUUAAUUGGAUAUAAUUCUUUCCAUUUGCGAAUGUCCUUCGAUGCGUGGGAAUCGACAAAUAUCAUCUGUGAAGAGCUGACAGCGUGAUUAAACCCAUUCGAUUUCUGUGUUUCAAGCCAAUGCAUUGCAUGAAAUUUUUUUUGAAAAAAAUUCUAAACUUAUUCGAAUAUCUGUGAAUGCCCCGCCCUCUCUUAGAAGCCCGCCCCUUUGGUGACUUUUGGUGGGGAAUCUGCAUGAAAUACAAAGAAGAAUGGGUAUUAUGGUGGGAUAUUCCUGCGACUUGCAUGUGCCGACCUUUUUCCAAUACUGAAUUUUGAUCGCCUCCUUUUGGGCAUUUAGCAUUGCCGCCAUUUUACAUACCAAAUAUAUAAUUCACGUUAAUUUAACGACAUAAUUUUUCAGAAAGCAGGAAGGGACAACUGAGUGAUAGUAAAUUUUUUUGUAUACAAGCCUACAGUAACGAGAAUUCUUCGUUAUGCCUACUUAUAUAGAACUACCAUUAAGUUAUAUACCUAUAAAGCUCUAACUAACCUAUACCUAAAACCUAAAAACCUAAACCUAAAUUGAUAGCAACUAACAAGCGACAAGCGACAACUUUUGGCAUUUACUUGAGAGAAUUAUAUAUAAGUUUGGCACAGUUAUAUAUAAUUUUCGUCUAAAUUUAAGGUUUUAAUCUAACAUACAAAUUACGCGCAGAUCGGAGAAGGAGAGGAAGCGAACUUAUUUAUAGGUAACACAAGCCCCCAAAAUCACACAACAAACAUGACACAAACAACAAACACUAGACACACUCCCAGAUACAACACGGUUAGACGCAGUCCUAGUUGUAUAGAUAUUUAAUUGGAGAGAUACUUUUAGCCCUACACUACACUACUAAAUAUAUUGGUAAUAAGUUGAAAAAGAAAGCUAAAGCUAAAGCAGCAGCACCGCACCACCAACUACUACGUAAGUCAGCCCGUGUUUUAGUUUGAUUCAGUGUUUUGUUUUAGUUAAUGUGCUAGGACAUUUUGGAUGCCAUCGACAAGGCGGCGUCCAGUCGAGAAACCACAAAACUUAUGCCCACCUCAGCCACCAAGAAAAUGAAAAAAGGAUAAAAGGAAGAAUAGUGAGAUAUAAAGUCAAAGCACGGAGUAGGAUCGAACGAACCGCUUAAAUAUAGAGAGAGCCCCCUUUAAAAAAAAAAAACAAAACUGUAAUAGUCAGACUUCCGAUCACAACUAACACUAUUGAAUCGUAAUGAACCCUGGAAGGCAAACGCGUAACAUAAUAGUAGAAGUCCUUAAGUAAGGCGGAAGGAUAGCGAGAGUAAAACACAUUAAAAUGUAAUUUAUAUUACCUCCUUAGCAAAAAUCAAUAACAAAUAACAUAAAAAAAACGAUUAAUAAAUAAAUAACAAUGUUUUUUUAAUACAUAUUAAAAUUAUAAUGAUAAACCAGAGACGGUUUAAAGAACAGGAAUAUGUAUGUUUAAAUCAAAUAAUCAAUUUAUAAACAAUUAAAAGCAGUUUUUGUUUAGUUCAUAAUUUGUACUCAAAAAAAACGGAAAAACAAUUCAAACCACAACCAAUUACUUUACUUGAAAUAUUUGCGCGCUUUUUUAAAUCAACCACAAGAACUAUUAUUUGAUUAGUGGUUUUUUAAUUUGAUGAACUUCAGUUACUGGAACAUGCCAAAUCUUUCGUUGUGUAGCCACAGUAAAAUGUUUAAACUUUAUCCAAAAUUCUUAAAACCAAUUUUUGAAAGCUCCGUCCGAGCUCUCUCAGAUCAUCUGAUGACGAAAUGUACAAAUUGGUGAAGUUUAGGCACUUUCUCAACCGCGAUCCCAAUUUCCAAAUACAAUAAAACUAUUGAAACAGCGCAGCAAAUAUUUCCCCCGAAAAAUAAAAAAAAAGAAACAAUCCAUGAACCUUACUCUUAAAUACCAAACCCCAACCCACCCCAUAAAUUUUAUAGAAUGAUUUUUUAUUGCUAUCCCGAAUGUAAUUUUUGUUUAAUUAAAUAUAAACACUUAGCACACUUUUGUUUUAUGCCUAAUUCGUAAUGUGUAAUAUAUACUUUGUACCUUUUUAUGUUAUACACAACGUACCCCAACGUGCUCCUCCCCCCCCCAAGAAGGAAUCCAUCCUCGCCCAGUGUUGCACCCUCCCCCUCCCACUCGACACCUCGGCUCCUCCACUCCUACACACACAUUUUGGCAAUUCAACUUGAAUGUCUACUUUUAAUGUAAUUUAGUUGAAUAUUUUAGUUGAUUUUUAUUAUUAUUAUUAUUCGUACUUUGUUCACUGCUACGUGAGCGAAAACUAAAUAAAUUUAAUUGUAUUUCAAUAAAAAAAACAAAACAACAACAACAAAAAAAAAAACACAAAAAACGACAAAAAUUAAAUUACUUUCUGCUAUUAUUAUUACUACAAUUAAUAUUGAAUUUUUGUUGAAUUUUCAAAUGAUUAAAUGAAAUAUUUUUAAUAAUUUGUUUUGGUCUUUUUUAUUUAUCCCCCCAUUUAUAUGAUUUAAAUGUUAGACUUUAUUUUUGGUAUUUGGUAUCAUUUUUCAGUUCCCAAUGCAGUUGCAAGUUUCAGUUCCCAAUGCAUAAACGCAAUUAAAAAUGGAUAAAAUAAAUGCCGGACGAUGAACUGCCGACUAGAAAUGACAAAAACAGCAGAAACCUUUACCGAAAUGUAUUGCUUAGCAUUUGGUAGGAAACAUAAACUUUGGUUCCCGAUUCCUCCGAUUGCGACUUAGUUUAGCAGCUACCUCAGUUAGUCACAUCUAAUAGACAACAAGUACAUACUUAACAAUUACUCGACGUAGGAACAUGUUAAUCGCAUCUUAAAUCGAUAGCUUAGAGUCCCCCGACCCCCGGGUAGCAUCUCAUUCGAUGGCAAGCCCCCGAUAAGCCCCAAAAAUUCUUUAAUUCUUACUUUUUUGUUAUUCUUUAGCAUACUUGCUUACUGAGUUACCUGUGACCCUGUCCCUUAGAUCUCCCCCUCAAAAAAACAAAAAAAAAAAACAAAAUCGUUUAAACCAAUGCACUAAAUCAAUUUCUUAGUUGAAUUUUGAGUUGAAAGCGCAGAAAAGCUGAGGAGUUGGUUAAUCCAAAAGAUAAAAUAUGGCGGAGAGUGACGAAGAAUGUUGUAGUAGAAUUUUUGUUCACGUUUGUUCUCGUUAAGUUGAAGAUUUCAUGCCAAAGUACAAACCUUAAAUCAAUUCUUCGUGAUUCUCGUGAUUGCGAAAAAACCCAUCCUGAACCCCUCAACCCCAAAUUCCCACUCAAUUUUUUAUUAUUAUUUGAUUAUUUUGCUUGAUCCCCCCCCUCCCUAAAAAAUGGGCUGCACUUGUUUAGACUAUAAGUGUAUUUAACUAGGAUAGGAUAUAUCUUCGUAAUUCGAAUUGGAAACUCCCCAUGAUGAUGAAAACAUUAUUUUCGUUUGGCAUUUUGCACAGGUUUUGCUAGAAACGAAUUUGGUUUACAUUUACGAUCAUAUUACAUUCGUAUUCGUAUUGGUAUCGUAUUGUAUUGAUAUUGUAUUGGAAUUAUCUCUAGAGUACGUAGCAUUAAGCAGCAGUGAGUGGAUCAUACCGCUGGUUAAGUGGACCAACUCACCGGAAGGAUCCAUUAUUACUAGGCAUUGGCCGUAUAUAUAAAUAUACCGAGUAUGGCCAAAAGAUAGCUGGAGUGUUGAGCAAGCAAUACGAGAGAAGGCCCCAUAAGGCAGCCACCACUGCGGAAGCCCCAACUCGCACCAUCCCACAAAAAAACUCAUUUCCUCUGGGCUUUUUUGAUUUAGCUAAUAGUUACACACACCUAUAUUAUAGAGAGCUAUAGAACUACACGAUCACAACACUACACUACUUUAAAUACAUAUAUCUUUUUUGAGGCGCACUCGUGCUGAUGGAGUAUGAAUUGUCGAACAAUCGUUGCCAUUUAUUUCGCUAUAAGUCGUAUCUAUGUGUUGUACUUAGGUUUUAGCAGUGCCCAGUUCGUUUUAACUUGUAAUCCUCGAUGUUGUGUUUUGUUCUCUGUAGGAUCAUAUAUUAUUACCUUAGACUAUACAUAGUAGCAUAAGCUUCAGAAAAAAAAAAACAAAGAGAAAAAAUAGAGUUUAGCAAUAGCGAUAGAGACAACUGUAGGACUGAUCCUGUGCGUGUGUGUGGCGAUAUUGAAAUUGUGAUCGGAAUUAUGAUGGUAUCCAAGACUGACUGACUCAAAUCUGAUGAUGAAAAUUAUCUCCAUAACGUAAUGAGCGUGAUCCGUAGGAGAAUAAGUACUACAUAUAUAUAGAAAAGAGAAGACGAAGAUAUAACGAACAUCCAAGCAAUUCAGGUAUGCUAACUAAUCAAGAAUUCAAGGACUUCCAGCAAACACAGAGACUAACUACGAAGCAACAAAAAGCAAACAGAACUUUCUACCUCAUUGUUGAAACGUUUGUAGCCGAGAGUGUGGCUCUUUAGCACCCGACAAUACCUCAGAUGCAGAACCAAAAACCAAAAAAAAAUCUUAAUAAAAAUCGAAAACGAUCGGAUGGUAUAGAAUUGAGAAAAAAGGAAAGGAGAAAGAUAGAAGAGAUGAAGGACUUUCAGUGUAAAAAUUUGAAUACGUAUUACGUAUAGUUAAUAUAUAGAAUUCAAAUGGUCAUCACAUCAUUCCAUGUCACGUCAUUUCAUCUCCAGUCAUGUCAGUCAUCCACACAGAUACUCUUUCCAACUCACACUCACACACACACGAACUCAGAAAGAUACUCUCAGGACCCCUACUACUCGAAUCAUCGCAUUCCAUUCUAGAGUAAGUCACGCGCAAGAAGACAACACCAAGUCGAACCAAAUCAAAUCAUUCCAUUCGAAUAUUCGAAUCGAGUCGGACUCAUUCCGCACUCAUUUAGUCUAAGCUAACCCGAUUCGAGUAAUCACUCAGUCACUCACUCCCAGGACAGCCACAAAAUAGUUGAUAAGCAAACAAUUGGCAAUUGGCAUACAUUAAUUACACUUAGGUUGAGAUCAGGAUACAAUCAUUUUGCACUCAUUUUAUUUUGCAUUUUGGAUUCACUUGAUUUCCGAUUGAAAAGAGCUCCCCGAUAUGUGAUAUUUAAUUGGUAAUUGCUAAAAUCGAAAUUGAAUUUGAAAAUGAAAUUGAAAUUGAAAUUGAUAAGGAAAAGCAGAAAGGAAACUCAACAUCUGUGAGCAUUGGCUUUUAGCACUUAAGUUCGAAAGAGAAUUAAGGUUAAUAAUUGUAUACUUGUAUUUAGAUUCGGAUUCGGAUUCGGAACACCAACUGUGAGAGCAUUCAAGAUGAUCUGAAAUCAAAUGAAAUUUAAGAAAAAUGAUAUGUGGUAUAUUUUUUUGGCUUGAAAUUUGUAAAAUUCACAUAAAAAGGCAUCGAACCGGUUCGAUCGAUCUAUUUUGGAUAUUGUACUUCAGUAAGCUUAGGUUUAGUUGUUCCAAAAUACUUGAGUCUGCAUCACAGCAUCUGCUAGGAAACAAUCAUGCACUUUCAAAUCGAAUAAAACUCAUAACUGUGACAAAAUUUACACAAUCCAGCAUUCGACAACCCAAACAAAAAAAAACAAUUCCCCUAAGUUCAACAAAAUUAAUAAAAACAAAAAAAAAAAAGUAAAAUAUA
Molecule: messenger RNA, 12345 nt
Organism: Drosophila ananassae
Lineage: Eukaryota; Metazoa; Arthropoda; Insecta; Diptera; Drosophilidae
Gene: heca
Product: headcase protein
Exons: 6
Source: RefSeq, a predicted model, not a curated record